Molecule: messenger RNA, 2424 nt
Organism: Asparagus officinalis (garden asparagus)
Lineage: Eukaryota; Viridiplantae; Streptophyta; Magnoliopsida; Asparagales; Asparagaceae
Product: BTB/POZ domain and ankyrin repeat-containing protein NPR2
Exons: 5
Coding region: 495-2243 (582 amino acids)
Biological process (GO): regulation of jasmonic acid mediated signaling pathway; defense response to bacterium; systemic acquired resistance, salicylic acid mediated signaling pathway
Cellular component (GO): nucleus
Molecular function (GO): protein binding
Source: RefSeq, a predicted model, not a curated record
GUAGAAGGAGAUCGAGACCCAUUACCCACUUUCUUCGGCUGUCUCAGUCUCUGAACUUGUUCGCUGUUCUUCUUCUCAAUUCAGUUCAAAAUCGCUCUCCUCUUAGCUUCAAUUUAAUGUAAAGUUGGAAGCUUUUACUGCGAUCCUGUUACAAUUUUCGCCAAGAUUCGAACUUUCUCUCAUGGAGGUAGACGUAGCUGGAGCUCACAACCCCCAAAAGGACCGCUUCCGCCGGUCAGCAGCGGGGCUUAAAUCGAUAGCGAUCCUGAACUAAUCGCGAAACCUCGCAGUAUUGGAAUUCGAUCACCGGCCGAUGGCUUCAGCUCCUCCUUCGCGAUUCGCCAAUACCAUUCGUGUUAGGGCUUUCCGUUGAAUUUUGAUGAAAGAUUCAUUCUUUUGAGCAAACUGACCUCGAUCAAAUCGGUACCAAAUUCUCAUCUCACUGACCUAAUUGCAGCAUGUAAACCUUAACCUCUGGAAUUCGAGUCCAAUCAAUGGCCAAUUCGGCCGAACCCUCAGCUUCACUGAGCUUCACCUCCUCCUCUUACCUCUCCAAUGGCUCCUCAGCUCCUCCUGCUCCAACUGAGCAAUCCACCAACCUCGAAAUCGUCAGCCUUUCUAAACUCAGCAGCAAUCUGGAGCGCCUCCUCGUUGACUCCGAUUUCGACUGCACCGACGCCGACAUCGUAGUCGAAGGCGUUGAUAUUGGUAUUCAUCGGUGCAUCUUGGCGGCAAGAAGCAAGUUUUUUCGCGAUACUUUCGCGGGAGGGGGGAACAGUGAGGGGAAGAGGCCAAAGUAUUGUAUGAACGAGUUGUUGCCUGACGGUGGGAGGGUUGGGAAAGAGGCUUUCAUGAUAUUUUUGGGGUAUUUGUAUACUGGUAGAUUGAAGCAGUCGCCACCCGAGGUUUCGACGUGUGUGGACCCUUCGUGUGCUCAUGAUGCUUGUCGACCUGCUGUGAGUUUUGUGGUGGAGCUGAUGUAUGCUUCUUGGAUGUUUCAGAUUCCGGAGCUGGUGUCGCUCUUUCAGCGUCGCCUUAGCAACUUUGUUGACAAGGCUCUUGUGGAAGAUGUUAUCCCUAUCCUUCUGGUCGCCUUCCACUCUCAGCUCAAUCAGUUGCUCAGUCGCUGUAUCCAAAGAGUAGCAAGGUCCAAUUUUGAUAAUAUAUCUCUUGAGAAGGAGCUCCCUCAUGAAGCUGUUCAAGAAAUCAAAGCAAUACGGAAAAAGUCCCAGGCUGAUGAUUCCAUUGUUCCGGAUAUGGACCCUGUCCUAGAAAAAGGAAUUAAAAGAAUUCACAGGGCUCUCGAUUCAGAUGACGUUGAGCUUGUGAAGUUGCUGCUAACUGAAUCUCAUGUCACUUUGGAUGAUGCCACUGCUCUUCACUAUGCGGCUGCUUACUGUGAUUCCAAAGUAGUUGCAGAAAUAUUGGAGCUAGGACUUGCCAAUGUAAAUCUUAGGAAUAACAGAGGAUAUACCCCUCUCCAUGUUGCUGCGAUGAGAAGAGAGCCAGCUGUUAUAGUUUCCCUUCUUGACAAAGGUGCAUCUGCAUCAGAAUUGACAAGUGAUAGCCAAAGUGCUGUCAGCAUUUGUAGGAGACUUACUAGGGCUAAAGACUAUAACACAAAGACCAUGCAGGGUCAAGAGUCAAAUAAAGAUCGAAUAUGCAUUGAUCUACUUGAGAGAGAGAUCAGGAGGAAUCCAUUAUCUGGGAAUGAGUUUACAGCUUCACCGUUUUUAGCGGAUGAUGUGCAUGCAAACCUUAUAUACCUUGAAAACAGAGUUGCAUUUGCGAGAAUUUUCUUCCCGGCUGAAGCAAAGCUAGCCAUGAAAAUUGCACAAGCAGAGGCGACAUCCGAAUUUGCAGGUCUUGCAGCUUCAAGGAGUUCUGGUAACCUGAGGGAGGUUGAUCUCAACGAAACACCUUCAGUGCAAAAUAAAAGGUUACGGUCAAGGGUUGAUGCUCUCAUGAAGACAGUGGGGCUGGGCCAUCGUUAUUUCCCACAUUGCUCCAAAGUGCUCGACAAAUUCUUGGAGGACGACCAUCCUGACUUGUUCUUCCUCCAAAAGGGCACUCCGGAUGAGCAAAGGAUCAAAAGGAUGCGCUUCUGCGAGCUCAAAGACGACGUUCUUAAGGCUUUCAGAAAAGAUAAGGCCGUAAGUGGACGCUCUGGUUUGGCUUCAUCCUCGUCCUCAUCUUCGUCACAGAAGGGCGAAGGCAAGCAACACAAAUCUACAAGAAAAUAAUGUGAAGUUGUUUGUGUAAUGUUAUGUACAAUAGAUGUCAAGAUGAUAGGAGAGGGGUAUAGGACUAUAUAGGCUGUAAUUUUGACAUGUUUUGUUUAUAUGGAUUUGAGAUACACUGGGAAGAUUAUGGACAUUGGGGGAUGACAAAAUGGGUUCUUACGCUUUACUGUUGCUUCCAAUA